AUGGAAGUGGAACACCAAAUCGCCAAACUGAUGGUACAGCUUUCUCAGUCCCAAGACAAUGAGAUUGGGGAUGGUACAACUGGAGUGGUUGUUCUCGCUGGCGCCUUACUAGAGGAGUCAGAGGCCUUACUAGAUCAAGGUAUUCACCCAAUCAGAAUAGCCGAUGGAUUCGAGAAGGCUUGCAACGUGGCCGUUCAAGAGCUUGAUCGAAUCAGUGCCAAAACAACCCAGUUAGAAAAGGUCGCCACCACCAGUUUAGGUAGUGAAAUUUGA
Puccinia graminis f. sp. tritici CRL 75-36-700-3 is the source of this 273-nucleotide messenger RNA. RefSeq names its product T-complex protein 1 subunit epsilon. The coding region runs from base 1 to 273 and encodes 90 amino acids. The record is from RefSeq and is a predicted model, not a curated record. Gene Ontology annotation, cellular component: chaperonin-containing T-complex. NCBI's taxonomy places the organism in Eukaryota, Fungi, Basidiomycota, Pucciniomycetes, Pucciniales, Pucciniaceae. The transcript is spliced from 3 exons. Gene Ontology annotation, biological process: protein folding. Gene Ontology annotation, molecular function: ATP hydrolysis activity; ATP-dependent protein folding chaperone; ATP binding.